AGCUGCACAACCAACUCCCUUACGCAACUGAUUACAGCAGUGUUUUGCUGUGAUUUGCAUCUGCUUCGUUGUUGCUUCUAAGGUUUCUUAGGUUAUUCUUAGGUUAUUCUUAGAUCGCAGAUUUCAUUGCAGUUCUUUUUUCUUCAUUAAUAAAAAUGCAAGGAAUUGUUGUUGGUUUUUUGGGACUGUAUACCUUUUAUAUUGUGGAAGCGAUGCUGGAUGGCAACGGCAGUAUUUCAACGCCGGACCAGGGGAAACUGCCGGUGGCUGUCGAAACGAAAUCCAGCGAGAGCGACGUCCUCCCGGCUUCCGCUGUCAACGCCUCCGUGGUCACGGUGACCAAUACAUCAGCGGCCACGGUGCUGGACGUCUCCCACGCCGCUGCCGGGAACGCCAGCAACGCCACCGGACCCUCCCCGGCCGUCAGCGCCGGCAACCUGCUGACGGGCGUCGUGCAGCAGAUCAUCAAUGCCACCGCCUCCAACGCCACGACCCUCAACAAACCGGAAGUCACUGCCGUCAUCGCGUUGCUGGGACAGAUCGCCAGCGCCAGCCUCGUCGGGACACCCGCGCCCGCUCCGGCCCCGGUGAACAGCAGUGUGGCGAUGAACAGUACCUCCCUCCUCCUGAGCGCCUGGACCACCACGGCGGCGCCGCAGUGCGACAUCGGCGCCGUCUGCAACAUGUACAAGCCCUGCCCGGCGCCCUGCACCUGCAGCAACGUCAUGAACCCCAAGACGGCCGGCCGCUGCUAUAAGGGCAUUUCCUCGCCGGUCUCCGCCCUCGGCUUCGGCGCUCUCACCGGAUAAAUACGCUAAAUAAUUGCCACGUUCCGUUCCAGUGAAAAAGACAGCCGUACUUUGCGAUUGCUUUACUCGGCUAAUUGUUUCGAAAACGGCUCGGCUUACAUUAAGCCCGAUUAUGCUGUGUGUAGACUAUACAGCAUCAUGAGUAAUGUACCGUUGAGUGUGCACUGCCUCCAAAUUGUCUGUGAUCUUUUUUUCAUAAGCGUGUAAAUGAUAAUACAACUUUCAGAUUAAAUGUCGAAUAAUGUUUUUCUUCAUCGUGAAUUUAUGCCCAUAUUUCGAGCUCCAUUAGCGAACUGAAUAAAACUGGCAA
Molecule: messenger RNA, 1119 nt
Organism: Paramacrobiotus metropolitanus
Lineage: Eukaryota; Metazoa; Tardigrada; Eutardigrada; Parachela; Macrobiotidae
Exons: 2
Coding region: 156-809 (217 amino acids)
Source: RefSeq, a predicted model, not a curated record